This is a messenger RNA of Physcomitrium patens, 650 nucleotides long. Its product is annotated as large ribosomal subunit protein uL24z. The record is from RefSeq and is a predicted model, not a curated record. Gene Ontology annotation, cellular component: ribosome; large ribosomal subunit. Gene Ontology annotation, molecular function: RNA binding; structural constituent of ribosome. NCBI's taxonomy places the organism in Eukaryota, Viridiplantae, Streptophyta, Bryopsida, Funariales, Funariaceae. Gene Ontology annotation, biological process: translation.
CCUGCCGCUGUUGCUCAGGAUCGGUCUUUUCCAACACACAGUUGUCGAGGCCUGCGUCCGGAGCAGAGGAGCGAGACUCUACCGCAAUCCAGCCAUCAUGAAGUUCUCUCCGCGUGUGAGCAGCUCUAGACGCAAGUCGCGGAAGGCACACUUCAGUGCCCCUUCCAGCGAACGCCGCAUUCUUAUGAGUGCUGCCCUUUCAGCAGAUCUGAAGAACAAGUACAACGUACGAUCUGUUCCUGUAAGGAAGGAUGACGAGGUUAUGGUUGUCCGAGGCACAUACAAGGGCCGGGAAGGAAAGGUUGUCCAAGUGUACAGGCGUAAGUGGGUGAUCCACGUUGAGCGCAUCACUCGUGAGAAGGUCAAUGGCGCAACCGUGAAUGUUGGCAUUGACGCAUCAAAGGUGGUGAUUACUAAGCUCAAGCUAGACAAGGAUCGCAAGGCUCUUCUUGAGAGGAAGGGCAAAGGUCGUGCUGGUGACAAGGGCAAGGGCAAGUUUACCGAUGCUGACGUUGCUCCUCCUCUACAGGAGGUUGAUUAGAUUUUGUUAGUCCAGACUUGAAUGGGUAAUUUUUUCCUAUGAACGCGACUUGCCUGCUGGCUCUUUAAGCUAGUCCCUUUCAGUUUUCGUGGGACAAGUUCUUAUUAUC